AUGGGUGACAGCAAGACAAACGGCCGCCAGAAUACUUCUCGUAUAGUGGCACUGGCAAAUACCAUUCAAAAGUCUGUGGCAGAGCUGCAGGCUGUGCUGGAUAGCAAAGGCCUACCGGCUCCGUCAUUCGCCGAAGAUGCCUCCCCCGAUCCACUCCCAUUCGAGGCCCAAAAAGCCCAGGAUGCAGUGCUCGAUGCAACAGCAGAGCUGCAUGACAUUCUUCUUGAGCCGACUGCCCUUGUUCUUAAGACCAUCUCGAAUGAAUAUGUUGCUUUCUUGGGGUUCAUUUCCCGCUAUGACAUUCCCAAUUUUGUUCCUCUUGGAGGCCGAGUGUCUUUCACCGACAUCGCCAAAAAGACCGGCUUUGAGGAGGGGAUAGUCAAGCGGCUCCUGCGUGCCGCCAUCUGCAGGCGUAUCUUUCAGGAACCUGAAUCUGGCUACGUCGCGCACACCAAGGCUUCCAAAGCGAUGCGAUCCAAGACUCUACUGACUUUCUUGAGAACGGGUGCCGAUAUGGGGUGGUACACUAUUUUCAAGCUUGUAGACGCGGCGGAAAAGUGGCCGGACGUUCAAGAACAGGAUCAGACGGCGUUCAAUCUUGCACAUGAUGUCCAGGGAACUUAUUUCGAAAACGUCGCCAAAAGUGCCAAGAAUGCUGAGCUGUUUGCGAGCGGCAUGGCAACGCAAUGGGAGCUUCCCGGUUAUGAGCUCCAUCAUCUCCUGGACGGCUAUGACUGGACAGGACUCGGCAAGGCCAAAGUAAUCGACGUGGGCGGCUUCAGGGGCCGCAUCUCUAUUGCCCUUGCUGAGCGCUUCCCGGACCUCGACCUGCUUGUACAAGACAUGGAGAUGAACGAGGCCGACGCCCAUGCCGCUGUGCCCAGCGCGCUCAAGGACCGUGUCCACUUCAUGUCCCGCGACAUCUUCACCACACAGCCUGUACGUGCCGAUGUGUAUUACAUCCGUCAGAUCUUCCACGACUGGUCCGACAAGUACUGCACUAAGCUCCUUCGAGCCCAUACUUCCCAGCUCGAGGCCGGAUCCAGUGUCCUUAUCCACGAUUGCAUUCUCCCUGAAGUUCCAGGCAGCUCUCUUCCCCUCUGGAAGGAGCGGGACAUGCGGCAAGUUUCCUCCCAAUGCACACUUUGA
Messenger RNA from Diaporthe amygdali, 1149 nucleotides. RefSeq names its product O-methyltransferase PaMT. The transcript has 4 exons. The record is from RefSeq and is a predicted model, not a curated record. NCBI's taxonomy places the organism in Eukaryota, Fungi, Ascomycota, Sordariomycetes, Diaporthales, Diaporthaceae. The coding region runs from base 1 to 1149 and encodes 382 amino acids. Gene Ontology annotation, molecular function: O-methyltransferase activity.